AAAACAUUCGCCUUCAGUAUUCAGCACAAAAUCAAAUUCAAAAUGUUUAUAUAAUCUAAAUAUUUAUUAUACUUAAAUAGCAUGGCCAAUUAGAAAAUAUUUAGAUUAUUUUUCUACAUUGCACAAAUAGAUUUAAAAAAAACAUGGAUUCUCAACAGCUUCACGACAUCAAGAAGGGAGGCCCUACACCUCAAACGGAAACGGCGCAGACAGACUCGAAAAAGAAGAGAAGAAAGAAGCGAGCCCAACCAGCAACUGAUAAAAGUACAACAUCUACGUCGAGUGCUGCUUCAGAUAGUGGACCCAAGAUUGAAGAUCAGGGGAAAGAAGAGUUCUAUGAUGCCAAGGGAAGCGUGCAUGCCUUACCAGAGAGUCAAGCAAAGCCAGCUGCAACUAUAGUUCUCGCACAAGCACACUCUGAACAUGGACAAGAUCCUAAAGCACCCGUAGCCGAGAGAACGUCUGCCACGCAACGCCAGCCUUCCACUAUAACGAAACCUGUAGCACCACCCGAUUCUUGAUGUGAAGGUCAAUGAAAUAGAAGA
Pieris rapae (cabbage white) is the source of this 545-nucleotide messenger RNA. RefSeq lists its product as uncharacterized. The transcript is spliced from 4 exons. The record is from RefSeq and is a predicted model, not a curated record. The coding region runs from base 144 to 521 and encodes 125 amino acids. Lineage: Eukaryota; Metazoa; Arthropoda; Insecta; Lepidoptera; Pieridae.